CUGUGUGCGGGCCCCGGGGCGGCGGAGCGGUGCCGGUACGUUCGACGGGCAGGACAGCCCACCGGCAGCCCUGCGUUGGUUUGGUGACACACCAGCGCGUCCUGUCCCGCCUCAGGGCGGUGGUAGUUGCGUGGGCUGUCAGUGUGCGUGAGCCAGACUGCCUGGCGGACGCGAGCCGGUUAUGGUGGGCUGGUUCAUGACUGUUAAUGCGGGUUAAUCUGCGGCUUCCUCGGGAGGGGCGGGCACUCUGGCCACCGGUGACAGGACCCGAGCAGGAGAGGUUUAGGGUUGGAUAUUUUAAAAAAAAAAAAAGGUUCUUUUCCCCCAGAGGGUGAUUUGGAACUGGAACAGCCUCCUCGGGAAAGUGGUCACUGCACCGAGCUCAAGAAGCACUCGGACAAUGCUUUUCAGGCACGGGGUGUGACUCUUAGGUGUGUCCUGUACAGGGCCAGAAGUCAGACUCCAUGAUCCUUGGAACAACAAAAAUGGCCAACCAAGAAGAAGCAGAGAUACAAAUUUCAGAGUUAGAUUUGCUGUCUAGCAUGUUUCCUUACGAGGAAGAGUUUGCUGUCACAGACCAGCUGGCUCUGGCUGAACUGAAACACUAUGUUGAAAAUGAGUCUGCAGAGGUGCCAUCUUCAAAAGUUCAGUUUACACUGAAUGUAAAGAAAGAGAUGCCUAAUGCCUCUAUGGUGGAAUUCUCUAUGGCCUGUGCUUUACCAUUUAAAUAUCCAACUGUUCUCCCAGAAAUUACUGUGAGGUCGUCGUUAUUAAGCCGCUCUCAGCAGAUUCUCCUAAACUCUGAUCUAAAAGCAUACUUGAUGCAAAACUUCAGUGGCGAGCCCUGCAUGCUGAGUGCGAGGGAAUGGGUUAAAGACCAUGCAGCUGGUUACAUUGACAAAGAUCUUUCAUCCUUCUCAAUGACAGCCUCAGAUGCCACGAAGUCAGAAGUCACCGUGUUCACUCGAUUGUGGAUCUACAGUCAUCACAUUUACAACAAGCAAAAAAGAAAAAAUAUUAUUGACUGGGCCAAGGAGCUCUCUCUGUCAGGGUUUUGCAUGCCAGGGAAACCAGGCGUUGUUUGUGUAGAAGGUUUACAAAGUAGUUGUGAAGAGUUCUGGUCAAGGGUAAGAAGAUUAACAUGGAAAAGAAUCCUUAUUCGGCACAGAGAAGAUGUUUCUUUGGAAGGUGGAGGACAUGCUGAGAUCCAGAAACAACGAAAGUUCCCCACUUUGGAAGAAAAAUGUUUUGAUGCACACGGUGCUCGGGGAAAUCAUAUGGACUUGGGGCAACUAUAUAAUUUUUUAGAAGAAAAAGGAUGUGCUGACAUAUUUCAAAUGUACUUUGGAGUUGAAGGGCAUUCAAGGGGUUGAAGAUCAGCAGAGACCCCAGCAGCUACAUUUCUAAUUUAAUCUUCUUAACAGAUUCCUUAGCUUUUCUGCAACAGUUGAUCAGAGAGGGAAUUAAUAAAUCAUGAUUCAUGUGAUGAAUCCAGUUUUCAAUA
Messenger RNA from Passer domesticus (house sparrow), 1504 nucleotides. It is a transcript of the gene RWDD2B, whose product is annotated as RWD domain containing 2B. Gene Ontology annotation, molecular function: protein binding. The record is from RefSeq and is a predicted model, not a curated record. The transcript has 5 exons. The coding region runs from base 465 to 1373 and encodes 302 amino acids. NCBI's taxonomy places the organism in Eukaryota, Metazoa, Chordata, Aves, Passeriformes, Passeridae.